Messenger RNA from Spodoptera littoralis (African cotton leafworm), 1530 nucleotides. The record is from the annotation of a GenBank genome assembly. NCBI's taxonomy places the organism in Eukaryota, Metazoa, Arthropoda, Insecta, Lepidoptera, Noctuidae.
AUGCUCAACAUGAAGCUAAAGGAGCGCCUUGCGCUCGCAAUCAGCGCCUUCCUCGUACUCUUCACGCUGAUGCUGAUAGUGGACAUACAAAUGGACUAUGGCAAUUUUGCUAACAAAGUACCACUGCCCCUACACGCUCGUGUCCAUUCUGGAGACCUAGAAGAUAAAGGCCGGUCAGCAUAUAUUGAAUUUCGGAAGCGGUUCCUUCAAAAAAGCAACGGCAGCAAUGGUUCUCGAGAAUACGAGCAGUCAGCGCCUGGCGAGACAAGUGGAGGGGGGACUGAUGCUGAGCCUAGAACGCCAGCGCCCCCUACCGACCGCUACGAAGACUUGCAGAAGAUUAUACUCAGUCAACUGCAGGGCAAAGCUGAGGAUCACACGGUAGUCAUACCUCCACAUCGGGAUCUCAAUAUCUUAAGGCCAGAGAAUCCCACCAUUGGGGAGAUGGAAGAUUUAGAACCUAGCAUAAACGCUUCUAAUUUGGAAAGGUUCCAACUGAAGAUAGCUCAACACGAAUUGUAUGAGGAUGGGGAACCACUAGUGGACGAGAUUCUCAAAGAUAUGGCCACUAACAGCAUCCUACAUGUAGAGCAAAAAGAGGGAGGCACGCAGUUGAAACUUAUUAUUGACUACCCUAAUGGCGUCCAAGCGCUCUUCAAGCCGAUGAGAUUUGCUCGUGAUGUGCAGACGUUGCCGAAUCAUUUUUAUUUUUCUGACUACGAGCGACACAAUGCUGAGAUAGCAGCGUUUCACCUGGACAGGAUACUCGGUUUCCGUCGCGCGAUGCCGGUCGUGGGCCGAGUCCUCAAUAUGACGACAGAGAUCUACGAUGUAACUGAAGGUGACAUUCUAAAGACCUUCUUCGUUUCACCGGCAAACAACUUCUGCUUCCACGGCAAAUGUUCCUACUAUUGUGACACUGGCCACGCAAUCUGUGGCAACCCUGACAUGCUCGAGGGCAGUUUUGCAGCGUUCCUUCCCUCAUCCGAUAUCGCAGAACGAAAGGUUUGGCGACACCCGUGGAGAAGAUCCUACCACAAGCGAAGAAAAGCUCCGUGGGAACUACAAUCUGACUAUUGUGACACAGUCCGCACCACUCCUCCUUAUGACUCAGGUCGUCGGAUGCUCGACCUCAUGGACAUGUCCAUCUAUGACUUCCUCUCCGGGAACAUGGACAGACAUCACUACGAGACUUUUAAAAUGUUCGGGAAUGAGACGUUCACAUUGCAUCUGGACCAAGGGCGUGCGUUCGGCAAGGCGUUCCAUGAUGAACUGAGCAUCUUGGCGCCGCUGCUGCAGUGCUGCCUUGUGAGGCAUACUACCCUCUCCUUGUUGCUGAAGUUCCACAACGGUGUUCCUCUAUCAAAAGUUCUCCGUGAAUCAUUAAAGCUAGAUCCAGUAAACCCCAUACUGUGGGAGCCACAUCUCGUCGCCCUAGACCGACGCGUGCUCAUCAUACUUGACGCUAUAAGAAAUUGCGUCAACAAGGCCGAGUCGCCCCUACAAAACGAGGUGAACGAUUUUGUAUGA